CUCGCCCACCCUCUCGCCCACCCUCUCGCCCACCCGCGGCCAUGUCGGUGGUGGGCAUCGACCUCGGAUUCCUCAACUGCUACAUCGCCGUGGCGCGCAGCGGCGGCAUCGAGACCGUCGCCAACGAGUACAGCGACAGGUGUACCCCGGCCUGUAUAUCCUUAGGAUCCAAAACCCGGGCCAUCGGAAAUGCAGCCAAGAGCCAGAUCGUGACCAACGUAAGAAACACUCUGCAUGGCUUCAAGAAGCUUCACGGGCGGGCCUUCGACGACCCCAUCGUGCAGACGGAAAGAGUCAAGCUGCCGUACGAAAUUCAGAAAAUGCCGAACGGAAGCGCGGGGGUUAAGGUGUGCUACCUGGAAGAGGAGAGACCUUUCGCGAUCGAACAGGUCACUGGAAUGCUGUUGGCCAAGCUCAAGGAGACAUCGGAGAACGCUCUGAAGAAGCCGGUGGCGGACUGCGUCAUAUCUAUUCCUAGCUUUUUCACUGAUGUCGAGAGAAGAUCGGUGCUGGCAGCAGCCCAGGUAGCCGGCUUAAAUUGUUUAAGGCUGAUGAAUGAAACCACGGCAGUUGCGUUAGCGUAUGGGAUCUAUAAGCAAGAUCUUCCUGCUUUGGAGGAGAGGCCAAGGAACGUCGUUUUUGUCGACAUGGGUCAUUCCGCGUACCAGGUCUCAGUCUGUGCCUUUAACAAGGGAAAACUUAAGGUCUUGGCUGCUGCUUUCGACCCUUACCUGGGCGGCAGGAACUUUGACGAGACGUUGGUGGACUAUUUCUGCGAGGAAUUCAGGGCCAAGUAUAAGCUGAACGUGAAGGAGAACCCCCGGGCCCUCCUCCGCCUCUACCAGGAGUGCGAAAAACUCAAGAAGCUGAUGAGCGCCAACGCCUCCGACCUCCCGCUCAACAUCGAGUGCUUCAUGAACGACCUGGACGUGUCCGGAAAGAUGAACCGAGGGCAGUUUGAACAGUUAUGCGCUUCUCUCUUGGCCAGAGUGGAGCCACCAUUAAAAGCCGUGAUGGAUGAAGCCAACCUGCGACGAGAAGACGUCAACAGCAUUGAGAUCGUGGGAGGAGCCACGCGCAUCCCCGCAGUGAAAGAGCAGAUCUCCAAAUUCUUCCUCAAAGAUGUCAGCACCACCCUGAACGCGGAUGAAGCGGUGGCCAGGGGCUGCGCUUUGCAGUGCGCCAUCCUGUCACCCGCAUUUAAGGUGCGCGAGUUCUCCAUCACCGACGUCGUCCCGUAUUCCAUCACGCUGAGGUGGAAGUCCCCUUUCGAAGAAGGGACCGGGGAAUGCGAGGUGUUCCCCAAAAACCACGCGGCCCCGUUCUCAAAAGUCAUCACUUUCCAGAAGAAGGAACCGUUCGACUUGGAAGCGUUUUACACCCAUUCGCACGCUGUGCCUUAUCCCGAUCCCAGAAUCGGUCGCUUCACGAUCCAGAACGUCCUCCCGCAGUCGGACGGCGACAGCUCCAAGGUCAAGGUCAAAGUGCGGGUGAACAUCCACGGCGUGUUCAGCGUGGCCAGCGCGGCCAUCGUGGAGAAGCAGACGUCGGAAGGGGACCCCGGCGACCCGCCCAUGGAGACCGAGGCGCCCGGCAAGAGGGAGGGCAAAGACGACCCGGAUCCGAUGCAGGUGGACCAGGAAGACGGACAGCCCGGGAGCCGGGCCGAGCACACCCCGGAAGAGGAAAUCGAUCACACGGGGGCCGCGGAGGCCAAGGCUCCGGAGAAGCAGGAGCGGCCCGCCCAGGUGGCCAAAGCCAAAGUGAAGGUGAAGAGCGUGGACUUGCCCGUCCAGUGCAGCUUGAACAGGCAGCUGGGCCAGGAUCUCAUCAAUAGCUAUAUUGAAAAUGAGGGCAAGAUGAUCAUGCAGGACAAGCUGGAGAAGGAGAGGAACGAUGCGAAGAACGCCGUCGAAGAGUACGUGUACGACCUGAGAGACAAGCUGGCCAGCGUCCUCGAGAAGUUUGUCGCCCAAGAGGACUCAAGUCGGCUGACGCUCAUGCUGGAGGACACUGAAAACUGGCUCUACGAGGACGGCGAGGACCAGCCCAAGCAAGUUUAUAUCGACAAGCUUCAAGAAUUGAAGAAACUCGGCCAGCCCAUUCACACGAGAUACGUGGAGCACGAAGAGAGACCGAAAGCGAUGAACCACCUGGGGAAGAAGAUCCAGCUGCUGAUGAAAGCGGUCGAAGCCUUCAAGAGCAAGGAUGAAAAAUACGAUCAUUUAGAUGCCGCCGAAAUGGACAAAGUGGAGAAAUCCAUUAACGAAGCCAUGAGUUGGCUGAACAGUAAGAUGAACGCCCAGAACAAGCUCGGCCUGACCCAGGACCCCGUGGUCAAAGUAGCAGAAAUAAUCGCCAAGGCCAAGGAACUGGAGGCAUUCUGUAACCCCAUCGUGUCCAGGCCCAAACCCAAAGUGGAGGCGUCAGAAGACCAGACCCGGGGGAACGGCGAGACCAACGGGCCGGCGGACGGCCAGGGGGCCGCCGGGCCCAAGGCGGACGCGGCCGGCGAGGACCCGCCGCCCGCCAGGCCGCCCGGGGACAUGGAGGUGGACUAGGGGCCCGCUUCCCCCACCCCCGGCCUCCCCGACGGUACGAGUGACCAACCGCGGGGCCCUCCGUGCCCUCCACCCUCCCUCCCCGGCCCCCUCCCUCCACCCGGCAGAUGUUCCGUUUCUUCAUAGCCACCUGGGUCAUUUGUAGUAGUUUGGAAAACGUGUUUUCUAUCGAGUGCACUUCCAACGCCCCGUCCGUGGACGCCCGCUUUCUGUGGAGCUUAAGCUGAAUAGAUGGUUUAGACGAGUUUGAGCCGCCUCCCCACCCGCCCCUCGCCCGUUCUCCCCCUCAGCUCUGUUCCCCCCCCACCCCCGGCCCGCACUGAAACGCGGAACGGACCCUCGGCAACGAUCUACCUUAACGUCAAGCUUCUCUUGGCCCCCCUUAUCCGGGAAAGGACACGACCGUACCGCGCUACCGACCCGCAAGCGGAGAGGAGGGAAAUGGUUUCGAGAAACGGAAACGGGGAAAUCGAUGGGGCUUUAAAGCCACCCGAGCACUGACCUUUUUUUCUAGUGAUUGUACUGUUCUAAUUUAACGAUUAAAAACAAACGAGAGAGGUUGGCUGACA
Messenger RNA from Tachyglossus aculeatus (Australian echidna), 3130 nucleotides. RefSeq names its product heat shock protein family A (Hsp70) member 4 like (gene HSPA4L). Bases 42 to 2561 code for a protein of 839 amino acids. Gene Ontology annotation, cellular component: cytosol; nucleus. The record is from RefSeq and is a predicted model, not a curated record. Gene Ontology annotation, molecular function: ATP-dependent protein folding chaperone; ATP binding. The transcript is spliced from 19 exons. Lineage: Eukaryota; Metazoa; Chordata; Mammalia; Monotremata; Tachyglossidae. Gene Ontology annotation, biological process: protein folding.